Phaeoacremonium minimum UCRPA7 is the source of this 1182-nucleotide messenger RNA. Its product is annotated as putative fluconazole resistance protein. Gene Ontology annotation, molecular function: transmembrane transporter activity. Lineage: Eukaryota; Fungi; Ascomycota; Sordariomycetes; Togniniales; Togniniaceae. Gene Ontology annotation, biological process: transmembrane transport. The record is from RefSeq and is a predicted model, not a curated record. Gene Ontology annotation, cellular component: membrane. The transcript has 4 exons. Bases 1 to 1182 code for a protein of 393 amino acids.
AUGUAUGCCCCGGGAGCUGGCUUCGUUAUGGAAGAUUUCCACUUCACAAGUCAUGUUGUUGCCUCUCUCACCAUCUCUCUUUUCGUGCUCGGCUUCGCGUUUGGCCCUCUCAUCUGGGCGCCCCUUUCAGAGCUCUACGGUCGUCUGCCCAUUUACAGCAUCUCUACCACUAUGUUCUUGGCAUUCCUCCUCGGGAGCGCCUUUGCGACGAAUGUGGGCGCAUUUAUGGCCUUCCGGUUCAUCAGCGGAUGUUGUGGCGCUGCCGGUCUGGCCAUGAGUGGAGUAGGACCAACGAUUGGACCCAUCAUGGGCGGCUUCAUUGCGGAGAGGGCCGGUUGGCGAUGGGUGUUCCGCAUCCUCUCCAUUGCGACUGGCAUUUUCAUGCUCGUGGGUGUCGUGUUUCUCCGCGAGACCUACGGCCCAGUCAUUCUCCGCCGGAGGGAGGCCCGGCGCUGCAAGGAGAGAGGCGAAGACAAUGUAAAUGCGGUACCGGCCGUGAAGUUCAAGUUUGACCGGAGCAUUCUGCGUCCACUGAAGCUACUCUUCCUUUCUCCCAUUGUCUUCGCAAUCUCGAUAUACGCUGCAUACUGUUUCGGCCUGCUGUUUCUCCUCUUCACUACCUUCUCCACGGUCUUCAUGGGGCAGUACGGGUGGUCUGUGGAGAUGUCCGGUUUGUCGUAUAUUGGUAUGGGACUGGGCAUGUUCAGCGCUGUUGUUAUACAGGCAUUGGUGGGCGACAAGAUGAUGAAGUGGCUAGAGACUAGGAACGGCCGGUCCAAGCCUGAGGACCGGCUACCGCUCAUGGCCGCUUUUGCGCCAACUAUUCCAAUCGGGAUGUUCUGGUAUGGAUGGGCGGCCGACAAGCAGACUCACUGGAUCGUGCCCAUCAUUGGCACUUUCAACAUAGGUAUUGGCUUUGUCUUCACCUUGAUGCCGUCAAUGGUGUACCUUGUUGACUGCUUUGGCGCUGAGGCUGCGGCAUCCGCCCUGGCCGCAAACACUCUCCUCCGGUCUAUUGGCGGUGCCUUCUUGCCCUUGGCUGGACCACCUCUAUACAACUCGCUUGGUCUCGGAUGGGGCAAUAGCUUAUUGGGAUUUCUGGCAGUGGCCAUGCUGCCUAUUCCGUGGGUCUUCUUCCUCUAUGGAGAGAAGAUCAGACUGAGUCGCAAAGUCAAGCUGUGA